This is a messenger RNA of Chiroxiphia lanceolata (lance-tailed manakin), 8931 nucleotides long. RefSeq names its product solute carrier family 26 member 2 (gene SLC26A2). Gene Ontology annotation, molecular function: secondary active sulfate transmembrane transporter activity; oxalate transmembrane transporter activity; chloride transmembrane transporter activity. The transcript has 3 exons. Gene Ontology annotation, biological process: transmembrane transport. NCBI's taxonomy places the organism in Eukaryota, Metazoa, Chordata, Aves, Passeriformes, Pipridae. Gene Ontology annotation, cellular component: membrane. Bases 284 to 2431 code for a protein of 715 amino acids. The record is from RefSeq and is a predicted model, not a curated record.
UACAGCUGCUCUCGGAGGUGAGAUGACCUUCCUGGAAAGGCUGGCUGCCAGCGGGGCUGCCGAUUCCGUGGGAUCUUCCCCAGAGAUGCUGGUGAGCGGCUUCGCUGCUGCUGCUCAGGAGAACCGACACUUGAAGUAGGAGGAGAUUACAUAUUUCACACAAGCGAGGUUUGUUGUCUGGCUUUGCAGGUUUUCCCGCAUGAUUGAAUGGCUGGUGGUUAUUGUGCCAAAAGUAAGGUCGUUCUGCUCCCAAAUGUAUUGCUUAAACACGUAAGUCCUUGCGAUGGCAGCAAUGACAGAAGCCAACAACAUCCAUGCAGUGACUGAGGGGCUGGAAGGAGAUGAUGCCAAAUGCAGUUUCCAUCACAGAAUGUUCUUGGAACCCCAAGAGAAGAAGAGGAGCAUGAAGGCUCUGGUGGUUAAGCAAGCAAAGAAAACCUGCAGCUGCACUCCAACCAAAGUUAAAGACUGGGUUUUCGGUUUCUUUCCCAUCUUACAGUGGCUUCCUAAAUACAAAGUAAGGGAGGAUCUCCUGGGAGAUUUAAUGUCUGGGGUGAUCGUGGGGGUCUUACUAGUCCCACAGUCAAUUGCCUAUUCUCUCUUGGCUGGAGUGGAGCCUAUUUAUGGCCUCUAUACAUCCUUUUUUGCGAGCCUUAUUUAUUGCAUAUUUGGAACCUCCCGCCACAUCUCAGUUAGCAUCUUCGGUGUGACCUGCCUGAUGAUGGGGCAAGUGGUGGAUCGUGAAGUGGAGAGAGCUGGCUAUGACGUGGAGCCAGCUGUGCUCAGCGUCCCCCCAGGUGCAGCAGCACGUGUGAACACCACCCUUUCACCAGUGAAUGGCACAUGGCAGGAGCUGCUCUGUGACAGGAGCUGCCACGCGAUUACGGUGGCAGUCACCGUGAGCUUCUUAGCUGGAGUUUAUCAGGUGGCCAUGGGUUUCUUUCAAGUGGGCUUUGUCUCAGUGUACCUCUCCGAUUCGUUGCUGAGUGGAUUUGUCACAGGUGCCUCCUACACCGUCCUAACCUCACAAGUCAAGUAUCUCCUGGGCCUGGACAUCCCACGGAGCGGAGGCAUCGGCUCUCUCAUAGUCACCUGGAUAAACAUCUUCAAAAACAUACACAAGACCAACAUCUGUGAUCUCAUCACCAGCUUCUUGUGCUUUCUUGUGCUUAUCCCAGCCAAAGAGAUUAAUGAACGUUUUAAAUCCAAGCUCAAGGCUCCGAUACCAGUUGAACUAUUUGUGGUUGUGGCAGCUACUCUGGCAUCUCACUUUGGGAAGCUGAAAGAGACUUAUGGCUCGAGCAUUUCUGGGCACAUCCCAACUGGGUUUCUGCCACCCCGCCCUCCAGAUUGGACCCUCAUUCCCAAUGUGGCUUUGGAUGCUGUUGCCAUCGCUGUCAUUGGCUUUGCCAUCACGGUCUCCCUCUCGGAGAUGUUUGCCAAGAAGCAUGGUUACUCUGUGAGGGCCAACCAGGAAAUGUAUGCCAUUGGCUUCUGCAACAUCAUUCCCUCCUUCUUCCAUUGCUUCACAACCAGCGCAGCUCUUGCCAAGACUCUUGUCAAGGAGUCCACAGGCUGUAGGACACAAGUCUCUGGCAUGGUGACUAGUUUGGUAAUCCUGUUAGUCCUCCUUGUGAUUGCACCUUUAUUUUAUUCCCUUCAGAAAUGUGUCCUUGCUGUCAUAACCAUCGUGAACCUCAGAGGAGCGCUGCGGAAGUUCAGGGACCUGCCGAAAAUGUGGCACUUGAGCAGAGUGGACACAGUGAUCUGGGGAGUUACCAUGGCAGCCACAGCACUCAUCAGCACCGAGAUCGGUCUUUUGGUUGGCGUUUGCUUCUCCAUGCUCUGCGUCAUCUUCCGAACUCAGAGGCCGGAGGCACCUCUGCUUGGCUGGGUGGCAGAGUCCGAGACCUACGAAUCCCUGUCUGCUUACAAGAACCUGCAAACCAAGCCGGGGAUCGUGGUGUUCCGUUUCGAAGCCCCGCUCUACUACAUCAACAAGGAGUGCUUCAAAUCCACCCUGUACAAGCAAACUGGGGUCAACCCGGUCUGGGUGAAGGCAGCAAAGAAAAAGGCAGCAAAAAGAAUGCUUAGAGAGAAAAAGGUGGGUUCUGGUGACAACCAGACCAGCAUCUCCAUGGAUUUUGUGUCUGAACCUCUGGAGUUUCACACAAUAGUGAUUGACUGUUGUGCAGUGCAGUUUUUGGACACGGCAGGAAUAUGCACGCUCAAGGAGGUCUGCAAGGACUACAAGGAGAUAGAUGUCCAUGUGCUCCUGGCCCAGUGCAAUCCUUCAGUGAGGAGUUCCCUGAUCCGAGGGGAAUUCUUUAAAGAGGGGGAGGACCACCUUCUCUUCCACAGUGUGCACCAGGCUGUGGACUUUGCAUUGGGCACCCAGGGACACGGUGGGACCAGUGCUUCUAAGGACUAGCUGUGGAAAGACAGCAAGUUGGAACAAAGCCUGGGAAAAAGUGUCUGUGGGUCUGUAUAUCUAUGCAAUCAAUAUAUGUGCACUCAGAUAAAAAGGGCAGGGUGGUUCUUAGCAUGCUGGUUGCUGUGCAGUAUGCUUAGAUGCUUUAAAUUUGCCUGCCAGGUGUAGUGAUCCAAUAAGUGGUACUGAACGAAGGCAAUUCUUAGCUUGAAUGCGGCUAAUCUGUGACUCUAAGAGUUUUCAUACGGUUGUUCAUCUCAUCUUUCUCUUCUCUCUUGAACUUUCAGUGUCUCAGUUCCCCUCUAAGUUUUCAUCAUCAGCACUGAAGUCUUUAUUGCAACCCUUUCUUUAUGGAUGGGGCAGGAUUCUAAAGUAGUCUGGUCAUCCUGUCCAGCUGAAGAACGAGGCAGCUCAUUUCUUGUCCCUCGUUCUGGCAUUGCUUUUUCAUCUCCACACCCUUAUGUUUGCUAAGGAAUGACUGACAGGGACUUUUUGCUCUGGUCUUUACUGUGCAGUGUUUGAUUUUUUUUAACCUUCCUGAAGGUAAAUAACAGCUAGAUAAAUCAAAUCUAAACAUGCAUGAAAAGAUCUUCAUUAAUAGCUUCUAACCAACCACCUAUCACCUCCAGAGGCUUUGGCACUGUCUCCUAAUGCAGCCAGGCCACGGGGGCAUGGUUAUCUUAUUUUUCCAGGCCUUUAUGUGCCUGUGCCUAUGGAAAUGUUACCUCUCUAGUUUGAUUUUAAUGAUUUUUAUUCAGAGGUGACUGCUUAGAAGUCUGGUUCAGUCAGUUGUUUUCCUAAUAUUUAGGAGUUCUUUAGGAUUGUGGACAUUAGAUAUGGAAAAUAUCUAGUUCUUGAGUUUCAACAGAAAACAGUCCCUUAUAGGCAGUUUUAUAUGCCAGGCAAACAGAAGCACAGGCACCAAAAUGGAAAGGGCCAAAUAGAUUAUCCAACAUCUAUCCAAAUAUGUUCGUGUCACACAGACUUUGGGUGUGAAUGCAGGUUUUAUUGACCAUAGACCCUUUGCACGUGCUCUGCCAGGGACUUUAUGCAAGGGGGAUGCACAGACCAAGGAAUACAGUCAUUGGAAAAGGAGCCAAGAAGAGUCUUUACUGAACUUUGUUUCACCAGGCCAGUGUAAAUAGAACUUUUUACUUGGAUUUUAAAUUGUUCAGAACAGUGAAGAGUGCCUGUUCUUCAUGCUGAAAUACAAGCACUGGGUAGGAAGAGGUUCUCUUUCCUUACAGUGAUAGAAUACAAUUAUGAAGGCAGAAUGGAGAGAUUAACAGUUUUUGCUGAGUACCAGUUAUACACAGCACACAGUACAUCUUUGGAAGAUGGUACUUUCUCCCAGGGGAGUUUACAGUCUGAAUUGUAGGUGCUUCACAGCUUUCAAAAGGGAAAGGUGCUGCUUACCGACAAUAUUCUCAUCCUUAAUCAUUCAAAGUCAGGAGUCAAAAAAGGCAUAAAAUGCAAUAUGAAUUGUGAAACGUUUACUAAAUAGGAAUAUAUUUUGAGUUUAGACUGUUCUCUUCUUUUUUUUUCUGAUCAAGGACCAGUAACUAUUCUCUUCUUUCUAUGAAAGCUGAAUGUCACGUAACACUCUAUACUAGGAGGUGGGACCUCAAGAGAAGGAUGAGACAGCAGGAAGAUGAGUCCUUUAUAUGUUAACUGAACAUGCUACAUUUUUUUAGGACAUCAUGACAGCCUAUAGAAAUACUGGGGGAGGUGGGGGGUGGCUGUAGCACAUAUUGAAAAGGAGCAUAUAACUGAGAUCUAUGCAUUCCAUAUUCUGGAACUGGCAGUGUUAAGGAAAGAAGCCUCUGGGUAUCAGAGAGAAAAUCCUAAAGCUUCUGCAGUAUUCAAACCCCACAAUUAUUGUUCUGUUCGAGGCUUGUUUAUAAGGAGAUGAAUCCCAAAUUCUGCUGAAUUUUUUCCUUUUCUGUGUGAACUUUUUUAUUCUGGGCUAAAAAUCCUUUAUGCCGUUUGGGUAAUUGUAGUUACUGAAUUGACAUUACCAGAGCAGAUUAGCCUGAGCUGUAUAAAAGCAGUGAGUGCAGUUAGUGCAUGAUGGAAGUUAUGCUUUAGUUCCUAACCAAACCCGGUUUGUGUUGAGUUCUCAAUCAGAGACCCUGGGUGGGAAGGUUUGUCCCCACAGGGGGCCAUGGCUUGGGGGGGAGUCCCUUUUCAACACAAUUUGUUCACAGAAUCUCUGGAACUUCGAACAAAAGCCUCAGUAUAAUUUCUAAAUGCUGAUUUUAACUACUAUAUUGCCAGAGGGCAGAGCAGCGCUAGAAACACUUAAAGCCCUGAUGAAAAAUUACAGCAUGUUGUUAUUGUAAUUUUCCUGCCUACCUGCAGCUACUUGUUCUCACUCCUUUUUCUUUCAGGCAUGGGCAGGAGAGAGGGAGAGGAGGAAGGAGCAGCUGGCCAGGAGACUUAAAGGCUGGUCAGCCACAACUGGGACAAAAGUCAAGUAGAAAUUUCUGUGGGUGAUUCUUUCCUCUUUCCCUCUCUCCCGUACUCCUUCCAUGCUGUCCAGGUGGAAAUCUUCUGAUCUGUGACCAUGCACAGGUUUGUGUAGCCAAAUUCUAACUGAGAAGGGGAAAACCUUUAUUUAUUGUGAUGUUUUUUCAAAUCCAUUUCUACCUGUGUCAGGAAGGGAGGAAUAGCAGUGUUAAUUUUAAUGUUAAUACUUUCCACAUCUAGCAGAAUGGGUAUUUGUAGCUCCUGGGUAUUUAUUUACAUAGAAGCACAAUAAAACAGCUAUGAAUUGAUUUUCCCAAUAAUUAAAUUACGUUGUAGGUAAAAGAUAUACUGAAGUGAUUUAUGUUUAACUAGAGCACAUUGUAUUUGUCCUCAGUGCUGUUUGCACAGCCAUAACCGGCAAUGCAGCUUCCAAAUUCCAUAAAGGAAAACAAGAACUAAAAUGCAACAGCAAAAACAGCCAGGCAACCCAAAGAAAAACUUCUAAUGUUCUUAUUUAAGAUAACAUCCAGAGGUCAUAGUAUUAAUAAGUCUAUAUUAAUGCACACUGCCCUGUUUAAAAGGGAACCAAAAUAAAUGCCAUUUGCCAGACGGUUCAGUGUAAUAGAAUCCUUUGGAAUUAACUGAAGAUUAGAGCUUAUUAUGGUUGGAAUAUCUUAGAACAGUGGAUUUCAGCCAUUUCCUUUUAGGCCUAGAAUAACUUUUUAGCAGUGACAUGAAUCUGAUUUAAGCCUACUGGCAAGAAGCACAUUUUGCUUGAAUAUGUUUAUGGACCAUUUAAAGUAAUCCAAUUUCAUCUUUAGGAAUCAGGGACCACUGAUUGAAAGCUAUUGCCCUAAAGAAUUUGUUUUAUAAAGGAAUUUUGUAUAUAUCCACACACACAUCUAUAUGUGUAUGUAUAUAUUUGUGUGUGUGUGUGUAUAUAUAUAUAUAUAUAUAUAUACACACAUAUGUAUCUUUUGCUGCUGUGUGGUGGUUGCAGCAGCUGUAUAUAUCCAGUUAUGCUUUUGUGAUACUCCUGCUUCUGUCCUGGAAAGGGCUCUUCUGCCUUCUACUGUUCUAAAUGAACAGUGGAGAACAUGUACCAGUUUUUUUAAGGGGAAAUCUCACUGCCUUCUCUUCUCCCUUCCUCACAGCUGAAUGUAAACUAUGGGAAGAGGGACUCUCAGAACAAUUGGUUUUGGGUUUAUGCAUCUGUCCAGAACUGGAAUAUUCCUCCCAGGUGCAAACUUCAGAACCCCAAGCUAGACUGGAAGAUGGUAUAAAUCAUUUUAUCUCCAUUCCCAAAGGUACUAAUCAGCAAUUAUCACUCUAAAUGAAGAAUUACAAGAUCAUUAGCACAUUCAUUAAUGACAACAACAUGGCAUUAUGGAAAUUAACACUCACAGCCUCAGCUGUACUAAAGACUCCUAGAAAUGUCUUUAGCAAUCUCCUGCUAAAUGUCAGGCUCUUUUUUCCUCGUGUGUUGCUGCUGUAGAUAGUAGUGUCAGUUCCUCUUAACGUGGCAGCUGCACUAAUAAAAGUUUCACUUGUGUGAGUGUUUUGACAUGAAAACCAUUUUAGGUCCACUUCACAAAACAGGGAAAGGCAUUGCAGUGGUGCUUAUUUUUGGAUUCAUAAUGACAUUGUCAACCUUAGUCUUGUGUGAUUUAGUGAUCCUGAUUUCCUUGUGAGCCACUGCAGUUCCACCUGCUCCUAAUUCACUCCUAAUUCACCCACCUCCAACUUCUUGAUGCUUCUUUCUGUGUUUUGCUACAAGACAUUGCAUAUAGUUGACUGUAAAUAGAAGAAUCAUUGGUUUUGUGUGUGUUGCUGUUACAUGUGACCUGCUGCUCAGUUUUUAUGGCAGAUCUUUUGAUAAGGCUAAAGCUCCUGAACAGAGAGAGGAAAACAACCUCAAACCCCACGAAUCCUGUGGGUGCUGGGGCUGGGAGAAAGGGGGCUGUGGGCAGCUGAUAGGGGAGCACUUCUGUGUGUGUCCCCAUGCUGGAGCCUCAGCCUGGUUUGGGACUGGGAGAGGGUUUGUGUAACUGUUGGUGCUGUCCAGGAAUGACAAAUUAACCUUUAAUGUCUUUAUUAUGGGGCUGCUGGGACACGGUGUUGUGCAGCCCUGUGCCUUUCUCCAGAGGGAGUGUAAUAACAACACGGGACCUGGUUCCUCAGUGCUCUGCUCAGUUCCUCCUCAGUCACUGUCCUGAGAUACAUAUGUAAGGGAUUUCUGGUUUUAUGGUUAUUUUUUUCGGUCUAAUUUUAAUCUCAGUCUCUCCCAGGCAGGGCAGCAGAGCUGCCACGACUCCUCCAUGCCUAUGGAAGGCUGUCUCUCUUGGGAGAAAGCCCACAGCCACGCUUUUGCCUCUGCUCACUCCUGCUGGCUUUUGUCAAGAGACGUUAAAAUCCACUGAGAAGUGAGGUACUGCAGGCAGGAAAACAUCCUGGCUGCCACACUGGGGUUUUAAGCUCCUCCAAACCCAGCUGCCUCCCACAGCCUUGUGCUGAGGUUGGCCUUGAACCCUGCCUGUGCUUGGUCCUAGAUCUGUUUGAGGGUGAAACUCUUCAGGCAAAUAGUCUCUUUCAGGGCAUUAUCUUCUGUUGUGGGGUUUUUUUUCACAUGCUUUAGAAAAGUGAUUUAAAUGCUUGAGGUGAUUUACAUUUUUAAUUUUUUUUUUCAUUGACAUGGCUAAGCCAGUGGAGCUGUGAUGCAAAUAUUCAUCUGCUGCCCGUGCCAUACAAGGUACUUUGUGUAACUUAGUUGGUUCUGCUGAGUCUCAGUGUAGGAUGCUGUUGUGAGACUUCAAUGUUGAUAUAACUCUCCACAUGAGAAGGGCAUUGCAUUUCUCUGCUGGCAUAGCCAAAGGGAGUCAUGUCUUUAGUGCAGACUUUGCACUGUGAAUGACCUUGGUAAAUCCCAAGAAUUACUUGCACUGGGUCAUCAUGUUCAUAAGCCUUUGUAGGAUCAACUGCUCAUGUGAAAAUCAACCUGAUCUUUACCAUUUCAGUCAAAUUCUGCCUGAAGUGGAAAUAAUUCUGAAUCUUGCUUUUUUAUUUGAGAUCCUUGCAAUGCUAAAAAUGAGGCCUCUCAUUAGGUAAAAUGGCAAAUAUUUAAUAUAUAUAUAUACAUAUGUUUAGUUCAUAGUAUAAUUAGUACCUUUCUAUUUUAUUUUCUAGAGAUCUAUAAGCUGAGGCAUAUUGGUAUUCUUUAAUAUGCAAAUGCACAAAAUAUUUCAGCAUUGAAUGGAGAAUCAAAUCUCCAUUGAGAUAAAUUUACUGCUAAAAAUAUUUGAAUUGCAGCUCUCUCCAGCUCUGAAAGCACUUAGCUCUUAGUCCAGCUCCCAAAUGAUCCCAAUAUUCCACAAGAAGACAGGAAACAAACUUUGCUGAACUUGGGUCCAAGUUUUUGAUAUCUGAUUUUUUACCUAAAGAAGUAAAUUUUAUGUAUAUUUGAAAUGCAGCUGAAACACGGUUAAGGAGAGGUAAAGUGUCACUUUUUCUGAAAAGCACGAGUCAUCAGUCUUCUGUCCCUGACCAUCAUCUCUAGUACCUUGGUGUAUUCUGGGGUAUGAUUUGUUGAAUUAUUUUAAAUUCAGAAUAAUUUUAGGUAUUUGUGAUGUGAUCUUUUGCAGAACAAAUGAAAUGGCAAACUUUGCCAACAGGACCUCAGAACUGGAACAGAUCACAUUGGUCAGCUGACCAGUUUACAAAAUAGUUUAUGUGUUAUUUGAAUAAAAUGUGGGAAAGUCAUAUAAUAUCUAUAAAAAGUCCCCUUAUUUGGUGGCAUCAGUUUUAUUUUUUCAGUAGUCAUCUGUGUUCUGCCGUCAUUUCUGGUGUCUGUCCUCUGCGUGGUGUUGGCUCUCCUUUACAGUGUCUCUGUCUGAGCUGUAUCAGUUGUUAUUUUUAAAUGCUAAUGUGCCUUAUUGCCAUUGUAGAAGAUUUGUUAGCAUGAGAAUUUUCUAUCAAAUAUGGUAAAAUCAUUGGGUUUCUUUAGCACAAUUAAAAUAUGGUAUUUAUGUUUUUUU